AUGGCCUCUAAAAAGCUUGUUGUGGCCGGUGGGAACGGCUUCCUCGGGUCGAGGAUUUGCAAAUCUGCUGUUGCUAGAGGCUGGACUGUCACGUCUCUUAGCCGAUCCGGAGAACCACGAUGGGAUGUCGUCACCAGCUCCUCCCAACAACCAGGAUGGGCGAAAUCCGUGGAAUGGGCAAAAGCGGAUAUCCUAAAACCGGAAUCCUACAAGCCUUUCUUGAAGGAUGCGACAGCCGUUGUACAUAGCAUGGGUAUCCUCCUCGAAGCCGACUACAAAGGUGUUGUUCAAGGGCGGGAACCGAUCGUCUCGGGACUACAAAGGGCGUUCAGCUCAUCCAAGUUGGGAAGCCAGAAUAUCCUCCAGAGGAAGGAGGGGGAGGCGCUCAGGGCGCAGGAAAGGGAUGGGCAAUUUACGUAUGAGUUGAUGAACAGGGACUCUGCUAUCGCAUUAGCGCAAGAGUCCUCAAACGAGCAUGUCGCGACUUUCGUCUACAUUUCCGCCUCCUCAGGCGCCCCGGUCCUUCCGAGCAGGUACAUAACAACCAAACGAGAGGCAGAAACGACGAUAGCGUCCCAACUUCCGGAUCUGCGAAGUGUCUUUGUGCGGCCGCCCUUCAUGUAUGACGCAAGCAGAAAAUUCACCCUGCCUAUCGCCCUUGGUGGUUUCGUGGGAUCUCAGUUUAAUGAUCUCAUCGGCGGUCGACUGAACUUUCUUGGAGCAAUGGUGGACAAGCCGUUCAAGGUGGACAUGGUAGGUGAGGCUGUGGUCGAAGCACUGGAAGACCCCUCGAUAAGCGGACCGGUCGGACCCAGAAAGAUCGAAACAUUGGCCACAAAGGCGUGGAGAAAGGGCAUGCUUUGA
Molecule: messenger RNA, 864 nt
Organism: Aspergillus calidoustus
Lineage: Eukaryota; Fungi; Ascomycota; Eurotiomycetes; Eurotiales; Aspergillaceae
Source: the annotation of a GenBank genome assembly